This is a messenger RNA of Trypanosoma theileri, 384 nucleotides long. RefSeq lists its product as uncharacterized. The coding region runs from base 1 to 384 and encodes 127 amino acids. The record is from RefSeq and is a predicted model, not a curated record. Lineage: Eukaryota; Euglenozoa; Kinetoplastea; Trypanosomatida; Trypanosomatidae. The transcript has a single exon.
AUGGAUUAUUUGAGGGGGAUAUCACCCAGCCAAUUGGUGACCGCAUGCCGGGAAAAGUUUUUCCCAUGCCGGCGAACCCUUCCCCAGAUUAUGGCGAGGCAUGGGGCGAUUUUCUGCAAUGGACGCGCCUUGUUCGUAGUGAAGGGGUGGCGGCGCAACGGGUUCAAAUGGGAUGAUGGCUCUGCGCAAAGGCACGGGCAAUACAAACGGUUAAGGGCCUUCCGGGGGCGAGGAUGCGGGACAUUCGGGGGCCAUCGUUGGGCCUCAAAAAAGAGGAUAAUCCUUCAUACAGGCUACCAUGAAGUGUCAGAAGAAACAUUCGGCAUCACCACCACCAUCCAGCAAGGCACGAUGUUUCAGUUGUGGCCGUAUUGGGCAUUAUAG